AUGGGAUUUCUCAACCCGUGGUUGUAUUCUGUGGGCCAAGAUGGAUUCACAGACAUUGUAGAGGGCGGCUCCCGGGGCUGCCAUGGAACGACCGACGCUGGACUCAGCACCCCGUAUGUGCCGGAUGCCGGCUGGAAUGCCACAGAGGGAUGGGAUCCAGCAACGGGGUUGGGAACGCCGCUUUUUGAAACUAUGGUCCAGCUAGCUCUGUUUGACCAUGUUUAG
This is a messenger RNA of Penicillium riverlandense, 225 nucleotides long. Its product is annotated as tripeptidyl peptidase SED3. Gene Ontology annotation, molecular function: serine-type endopeptidase activity; tripeptidyl-peptidase activity. Lineage: Eukaryota; Fungi; Ascomycota; Eurotiomycetes; Eurotiales; Aspergillaceae. The transcript has a single exon. Gene Ontology annotation, biological process: proteolysis. Bases 1 to 225 code for a protein of 74 amino acids. The record is from RefSeq and is a predicted model, not a curated record.